CGGCUGUUGAACUUGCCUCAAUCUCCGGUUCAAAGAUGGAACAGAUGAGCCGUGGUCUGCUGCAAAACACAUUCACGUGUGAAUUAUGUGGUUUGUCUACCCCUUUCACAUACUUUGGCCAGAAACCGCCCAAUACCAGAGCCAUUGUAACUGCAGUCUCUUCUACACCGCACGUUUCUGUAUGCGUUGUGUCAACAAAAACCUCCACCAGUUUCCCGGUCCGAUCCAGAAAGAACUAGGCAAGAAGAACCCGACCUCCUUGCCAGCGGUCCCCUGACGACCCUUCCUGGCCAGCGGUCACCUGGGGACCCUUCUAGGCCAGCGGUCCCCUGACGACCCCCCCUGACAUACAAACAACCCCUACGGACAUACAGACGCUGUUUGGCUGUUAGUACUGCUCUAAUGUAAGGCUGGAUUCAAUGAGGCUGUUCAUAUUGGCAGCUAUGAUGAGAUGAGGUCUUUGUUGUAAAAAAUACGAUUUAUUAGUUGUUUCAAUUGUUGUGUAAAACAAGAUUAUUAAUUAAAAUUGAAGGGAGAAAAUGUCAAAAUGAAUCGAGAUUUCAGGAAUGCAGAAGCCAACAUGCUGCUGUGCCCGGGUGUAAAGUUAAACAAUGCAUGCUUAUUGGUGUGAGAUAGUGUUUAGUUGGAGGUACAUCUGGCUAUACUGUAUACCUAUACCGUGAGCGUGGAGAUGAGAGAACCAGAAUCCUGUUUGUUGAAGCUGAAUUAAAAAAAACGUCUGAAAUAUCUUUUGGUGAUAAUAUAAAAAUAUAUAUAUACAUUUAUACUGUUGCUCUGUCUCGCUGCCACUCAAUGUUGGCCCAAAAAAGUGAAGACAUUUCAGUGAGUUAUUAAAUUACAUUUAUUCACUUGGAAAGGCCCACACAAUAAUGUCACUUGGAAAGGCCCAGAUAAUGUAAAUGCAUUAUCUAAUUUGAAGUUUGGAAGAUAAAGAACCAUGAUUUCAUCUAGCUUUGAGCUAUUUCAGUUUUUCUUUGGAUCAUUCAUUGAUGGUAUGAACCUGAAUAUUCCUACUAUGCACAGUUUUUUGCACCUAUCAACCUUGUUGAUCUUCGAAUUGGGAUAAUUUCAAUCGUGAUUUAAACAAUCAAACUAGUUGCAUGGCAGUCAUUAGAUGCCGAGUCUCAUGCAGUUCAAAGUAUUCAUAGCAGGUUACGCUGACAGAGGGCUGGGAGGAGGCUGAACAAGGGGCGGGAACAUGUCUGAACACCAGUGAUAUUGCUUCUCUGUUUAAAUAGUUCCGACGCCCUCCUCUCCACUUGUUGUGUUUGUGUUUCAAUCGCCAUGUUGGCUCGGAUAACCUAACGUGUUGUUUUUCUGCCCUCUUUACUACCUGACAGCGGCGGCGUUUCUAAAAGCGGACGGAGACGCGCUUUCUUCUCAGCGCGGACAGGACUCCCACAUAAUGAUCCUCAAUUCGGAUUGCAUUUGAAGAUUUUUUUUUUUUUGGGAACCUGCGUAACGAAUACUGAGGGACUGUUUUUUUCUGUUAUUUUUGUUGCAUUUGUGCAACAUAAUGUCCGAUGUUCGCCUGUCGAAUGCCAGUCCGACCUUGGAGAGGGGGGUCGGGGACGCGCGUCCAGCCGAGCCAGCGAAGCCCUCCGUCUGCCGUAACCUGUUCGGUCGCUCGGAGCGGGAGGGCUUCGAAAAGGACUGCAGGGCGACUAUGCACACUGCGCAGCGGGCUUUCGCAGAGAGGUGGGAUUACGACACGGUCGAAGAUCAGCCUAUUUCCACGCGAAGUCUUGAGUGGGAGCCCGUCGAGUCUCCCCCGGAGUUCUACGUAAGACCGGCGCACAAGCGACCUUGUCCCCGUGGGAUGUUCGACCCACCUGGAAGCGACUCCCGGCCAGAACCCGGGCAGGACGGGAUACUGCUGAACCGUGAGCCGGUGAAGGGUUCGAGGAAAAGGCGAUCCACACCGUUAGAUGGUUGUUUGUCUGGGUGCCAAACUAAACAUUACCUGUCGGACGAGGAUGAGGACCGCGACCAGCCUGACCCCCUCGGAUUCCCGACCCUAACGCUCGCCGAACAGACCCCGAGAAAGCCUGAGAGCCAAACCAACUCCAAAUGAACUGUGGUGGAUACUGGAGGAGGAGAGAGAGAGAGGAGUCUCAGCAGCCUCUCUGCGAAAGGAGGAGGAGGAGGGUCAAGCACUGAAUAUAUACAACUGUUCAACUUUCGGCACUUGUCAUCAAAAUUGCCUCAAAAGCAGACCAUGUAGCAGCGUGCAAAUGGAUUGUUUUUCCUUUUUGCGCAGAUAUUUCCUACCUUUGUUUCAGAUGUAGCACAUCAUUAUGUAACUGGCUUUUCAUAAAAGUUCUGUUAUUUGACUAUGGUGAUACUUUCGAGACUGUAAAUUGUAAGUGCUGCGGGGAAAUUGCAGUGAAAAUUGAAUUAUGAUUUAGCAGAGCAAUAGACUUGGAAUGUCAGGGUAGACAGAAGUAAAAUGUAUUUUUUUUGCAUAGCUUUAUUUGUCCAAGGGGAUAUGGUCGGUUUUUGGUCCCACUUUAGUAGUUUUUUAGGCUCUGACUUGGGAAACACUGGGGCAUACUGCUGGGACCAGCAAUGGAAAAAUAAUGUUUACAGACAAAUCAUGUCUCCUUUCGUCAUAUUGAAUGACGUUUUUAUGCGUGCCAAUCAUAUCAUUCUCUUUCUAAUUUGCUAACGUUUUGCGUGUUUUGUGUUGGCAUGGCCGGACUGCAGAGGGAUCUAGAAGAAUCAUCUCUUGUUUUCCAAAACGACUCAUCAAUAUGACCAAUAUUACUCCCCUUCUAGGAACCCCACAUACCAGCAAAGUUACACAGUAUGACUGGUAAAAAAAAUGUUUUUGUGGAAUUCAUGUAGAACAUGAGAUUGCACUAUGUGUGUGUGUGACACUGAGAAAAUUAUACUAACUUAUUUAUCUUGAGCUUUUGUCUGUUUACAAGAUGGCUUGCCAAAGUGACUUGAAUGUGCUUUUUCAUAAAUUGUUUUCCUUAUUUGUUUAUGAAGGUAAAUAAAAGGUUGCAAAACUGAGCAAUA
Gadus morhua (Atlantic cod) is the source of this 3045-nucleotide messenger RNA. RefSeq names its product cysteine rich DPF motif domain containing 1 (gene cdpf1). Gene Ontology annotation, cellular component: cytoplasm; nucleus. Gene Ontology annotation, molecular function: cyclin-dependent protein serine/threonine kinase inhibitor activity; protein-folding chaperone binding. Lineage: Eukaryota; Metazoa; Chordata; Actinopteri; Gadiformes; Gadidae. The transcript has 4 exons. The coding region runs from base 1538 to 2095 and encodes 185 amino acids. Gene Ontology annotation, biological process: negative regulation of cyclin-dependent protein serine/threonine kinase activity; negative regulation of mitotic cell cycle; G1/S transition of mitotic cell cycle. The record is from RefSeq and is a predicted model, not a curated record.